Molecule: messenger RNA, 547 nt
Organism: Anopheles moucheti
Lineage: Eukaryota; Metazoa; Arthropoda; Insecta; Diptera; Culicidae
Exons: 3
Coding region: 116-511 (131 amino acids)
Biological process (GO): tRNA 5'-leader removal
Cellular component (GO): ribonuclease P complex
Source: RefSeq, a predicted model, not a curated record
UAAACAAUCUAACUAGGAAUUUUGAUAAAAAGUAAUACAGUGUCUCACAGCAGAACAGGUCGAGAUCGAGUAGGUCGAACAGGUCGAGCGAAUUGUGAGUCCUAGCUGGACCAAGAUGAAAAAGAUGAGCACAUCCGCUGAAGCGUAUGGAACGCUGUAUGCGGUUAGUACAAAUGCGAAAAUGGAUUCUGAAGACUGUGUGGCAAUUACGCCUUGCGGAGGAUUGAUUAUGAGUUUACACCGUGAAACGGCAGAGAAGUUACAGGGCAAUUUCAAUAUCAAUGUGUGGUCGCAAAAUCGAGAAAAAUGUGUUCAUCAGUUCCAGUUCCAUACGAAUCUAAGGGUCCUGGAAUCCAUCUUAUUCCUGCGUUUGUGUUUUCGCAAUCUAUUGGUAUGUUGUAAUUGUUUCUUUGAUGCAGUUUUGUGUAUGAGCGUGUUUUACAAUUUUGCAGCCAAGCCUGUCAGUGAAAAUAAUUGGGUUACUUAUUUUUUCAUACUGUAUUAUUUGUAGCUGUAAGUUCUCACGUUGAAUUCUCGGUAUCACCAA